AUGGCGGCGUUCAUGAGGGUUGUUGAUGAGCAAGUGCGACGGGAUUUGAGGCGGCAGCGCAUUUUUAGGGACAGACAGAAUCCCCUUGACGCCUACGACGACCUUGAAAUCAUUCAGCGAUAUCGGUUAGACAGGCAAUCCAUCAUCUCGAUCAUCGAUUUGAUUAAAGACCGCUUAGAAAGGCCCACCCAGCGAUCGGUCAGCCUUCCUGUAUCUCUACAAGUCUUCGCAACUUUGCGCUUCCUUGGUUCUGGCACCCAGCAGAGACUGAUUGGGGACACGCUAGGAAUUUCUAAGUCCUCCGUUUGCAGGCAGAAGGGUGCACAUAUAUUCACUAUAAAAUUCUGUAAUAGUUCUUCAGUGCGAUGUAAAAUUUUGUUCAGGUCCAUCGAAGAUGUAUCAAAUGCCUUGAGUGCAUCACUGCAAAACAUCAAGUUUCCAACCAGUGACAUUGACGUUACCAGGACGAAGGUGGGUUUCCACUCCAUCGCCGGAUUUCCCAAUGUGCUAGGAGCCAUCGACGGGACCCACAUCGCAAUAACUGCACCUUCUACCGACGAGCACCUUUACAUAUGUCGGAAGGGCUAUCAUUCAAUCAAUGUCCAGGCAAUAGUUGAUGCUGACAUGAAAUUUCUGAGCAUUGUCAGUAAAUGGCCAGGCUCCACACAUGAUGCUUUUGUCUGGGCCAAUUCCUCCAUAGCCCGACGUUUCGAGAGUGGUCAGGUUGAUGGGUGGCUUCUGGGCGAUUCCGGUUAUCCUCUUCGACCGUGGCUUUUAACACCAGUCAAUCGUCCAAGUUGCCGGGGAGAAGAUCGAUAUAACCGGUCACACAGAAGAUCAAGGGUUGUCGUGGAGCAAGCCUUUGGCGUUUUAAAAUCCCGCUUCAGAUGUCUGCAUAAAACAGGAGGGGUUUUGGAUCAUCAACCUACAAAGUGUUGCAAGAUUAUCUUUGUCUGUUGCCAGCUACACAAUAUCUGUAUCGACAAGCAUCUUCCAGUUAGUGAUAUUCCAGAAGAACUGCCCGAAGACGAAAAUGAUGUUGUGUACCAGGGUCCGGCCAAUGACGGUAAAUCAACCAGAGACCAACUAAUCAGGCAACGGUUCUCUUAGAUGCUCUCCGUGACUUGGAGACUUGGGCGGAGUAGGGGUGACAGCAGGACUAUCAGGCAAAGCAUGGGAUGGGCCAGGAGAUUGUGAAGGCACAUGGCUGGGAACAACAGCUCGCUCGGACUCGGAAGUCAU
Messenger RNA from Magallana angulata, 1242 nucleotides. RefSeq names its product putative nuclease HARBI1. The record is from RefSeq and is a predicted model, not a curated record. The transcript is spliced from 5 exons. Bases 1 to 1110 code for a protein of 369 amino acids. Lineage: Eukaryota; Metazoa; Mollusca; Bivalvia; Ostreida; Ostreidae.